UUUCCCAAUAUAUUGUCGUAAUGCUUGGCGAUUUUCUGAAAAAGUUUAUUGUACACGUUCCUGAAUAACUGAAGGGAACACAAGGUCGCGGGAAAAUUGUUGUUACACACGAGGAAAACUCUCCCAGAGCGAGAAAGAAGACGCGCCCGUGCGCACCAAUGGCUGACACCGACCCUUAUUUACCGAAGUCAAAAUGGCCUCCCUUCGAAUUUUAACACGCUCGAAGCUUUCCUCAAUUCUUUAUGCCUGUUGUAAAACUGAAUCACAAAGGAUAGUUUCACCAGUCAUCCUCGAGACUCAAAAAAGAUGGAGCUAUUAUUUAACAGAAGAAAGAUACAAGGACCCUUCAAAAUACACGAAAUUUGAAAUUACAUCUGAUCCAAAUGAAUGGAAAUAUGUUGAACGAUUACUUCCUUAUAAAGUUGUUCCAGUACCUCCAAAUAAUAUUGACGUUACAGCAAGUGGUUGGAAACCACAAAAUGCACCAGACACGAAUUUGCCCUAUUUUGUACCUCGCACAAAGAACUAUAUGCAUCCAGUUUACAUGGUAAUGUCAAAAAGAGGAAUGAAAAAACUGACGUAUGUACGUAAAAUUCAAGGAGAUAUUUGGCAGCUUGAAUCAGAAUUAAAAGAAUACCUUCAGAAACGAAAAGUAUCCUUAGUAAAUGUUGUUUCAUCGCGAAUCAAUGAACUAGCUGGUGUUAUUAUCUUUCGAGGUGAUUACGUUUCACAAGUAAACAGAUGGUUGGAAGAAAAGGGAUUUUAAUUUUUCCACAAUAUUAAAUUUUUGUAUAUUGAAAUAUUUGUAAUUACUUUCCAAUUAUAUCUUUAUAUUGAUAAA
Leptopilina boulardi is the source of this 841-nucleotide messenger RNA. It is a transcript of the gene mRpL49, whose product is annotated as probable 39S ribosomal protein L49, mitochondrial. NCBI's taxonomy places the organism in Eukaryota, Metazoa, Arthropoda, Insecta, Hymenoptera, Figitidae. Gene Ontology annotation, biological process: translation. Gene Ontology annotation, cellular component: mitochondrial large ribosomal subunit; ribosome. Gene Ontology annotation, molecular function: structural constituent of ribosome. The coding region runs from base 194 to 766 and encodes 190 amino acids. The record is from RefSeq and is a predicted model, not a curated record. The transcript has 3 exons.